GCCUAAAUACAAUUUAAAUAGAAAUAAGAAAAGUUGUUAUUUUUCUCUGCUGAUUAUUAUUUUGCUCAUUGCCGUCCAAAAAUUAAACAACAAUGCAGCUAUCUCAAUCUGAUUCACGUGACGGUGCUAAAGUUUCUUUAUUAAAUAUAGAAAUUGUGCAUCAAUAUAAAAAAAAUCUAAAUAGUUUUUCCAAUAAUUCAUCAACAUUCGCAUUGCAAGAAGCAUGGCAAGCAAACGUAAAGCAAUUUAACAAAAAUAGAGAUCAUCUUAUUGCCUCAACAAGGGAACUCUUGAGCAAUACUGCUUGCAGCGAGAUUCAAUCUUGGACUACUUCUCUGGGUGAACUUCCAGACCCAUUACUGUUAUUCGAAAAGUCAUUACCACAGUGUGAAUGCCUGAGUAUUAAUCAAAACUUGCAACAUAAUAACACAAAAAACAUCAUGCAAAGCAAAUGCAUAUGUAAAGUUGAUUUUCCUACAAAAGAAAAAUCAGACCCUACUUACUUAAGACCGUAUUCUGAGAAUUCUAGUCAAGAAUCAAAGUCUGGAGAUGACAGGCUCUCAAGACUUAAGUUUGGUCGUUUAAAAUCAAAGAAAUCAAUGGUUCCAUUAAAAAAUGUACCAGAUACAAAUAUCAGUAAAGAAUUUGAUAUGGACUUAGAUAAGCCAAUAGCGAAUACAGAUGAAGUUGAAGAUGAGGAGAAAGCACAUAAAAGUCAAGUAGCAAAAAUAACAUUUAAAACUGCAAGAGAAACACUCCUUGCAUCUAAUCCAGCCGCUCGACGCACUUUGGGUGCAUCAAGAAAGGCUCAGGCAAAAUUUGUUUCUCCAAUGCUUGGGGCACAAGAAAAACAUGAGGUCAAUGAACCUGCUAUAAUAGAUGAGAGUCUGAAGCACAUUGACCCGAAAAUGAUAGAGCUGAUAGAAAGUGAAAUUAUUGAUAAGGGAUCUCCGAUCGGAUGGGACGACAUCGCGGGCUUGCAACAGGCCAAGAGCGUGCUGCAGGAGGCGGUGGUGUGGCCGCUGCUGCGCCCCGACAUCUUCACGGGUCUGCGCCGCCCGCCGCGCGGGGUGCUGCUGUUCGGGCCGCCCGGCACCGGCAAGACCUUGAUCGGGCGCUGCGUGGCGGCGCAGUGCCGCGCCACGUUCUUCAGCAUCUCAGCCGCGUCGCUCACGUCCAAGUGGAUCGGCGACGGCGAGAAGAUGGUGCGCGCGCUGUUCGCCGUCGCGCGCCGCCACCAGCCCGCGGUAAUAUUCAUAGAUGAGAUCGACUCGCUGCUGAGUCAGCGAAGCGACAGCGAGCACGAGGCGAGUCGGAGGAUCAAAACAGAGUUCCUGGUGCAGUUCGACGGCGCUGCUACCGGUGAAGAUGACCGCAUUCUGAUCGUGGGCGCCACCAACCGGCCGCACGAACUGGACGAGGCGGCGCGGCGGCGCCUCGUCAAGCGGCUGUACAUUCCGUUGCCCGAUGUCGACGCACGUAAACAAAUAAUCAGCAACUUGCUGCGGAGCGAGCAGCACGAGCUGUCGGCGAGCGACGUAGCGGACGCGGCGCGCCUCACGGACGGCUAUUCCGGCGCCGACAUGAAAUCGCUCUGCUCGGAGGCCGCCAUGGGGCCCAUCCGCUCCGUGCCGCUGUCGCAAAUCGUCUCCAUCCAUAGGGACCAGGUUCGUCCGGUGACUGUCCAAGACUUCAAAAUAGCACUUCAACGAGUGCGACCGAGCGUCUCACAGGACGACCUCGGCCAAUAUGUUAAAUGGAAUAACACAUACGGCCACGGCUUUUAA
Messenger RNA from Nymphalis io (European peacock), 1787 nucleotides. Its product is annotated as fidgetin-like protein 1. Gene Ontology annotation, molecular function: ATP hydrolysis activity; ATP binding; microtubule severing ATPase activity. NCBI's taxonomy places the organism in Eukaryota, Metazoa, Arthropoda, Insecta, Lepidoptera, Nymphalidae. Bases 93 to 1787 code for a protein of 564 amino acids. The record is from RefSeq and is a predicted model, not a curated record. The transcript has 10 exons.